UGUGAUUCCUCACUAGGUCUCUAUGUCCCUCCUGAGGCUUGUGAUACUGUAUUGCCAUAUUCUAAGGCAAUGCACUGGACUCUUAUUGUACUAAGAUGUGCAAGAUACAACCAGCCCUUCAACUUUGUGAAGGACAGGUUUUAUGCACUUGAAGUCAAUAUGCUCUGCCCUGGAACUUCACUCCCCUCCCCUGAUACAGUUUCUAAUGAUAUCAAGAGCUUGUAUCAGGGAUUAUCAAUUCAAGUCUGCAAUUACUUCAAGGUA
Molecule: messenger RNA, 264 nt
Organism: Fomitiporia mediterranea MF3/22
Lineage: Eukaryota; Fungi; Basidiomycota; Agaricomycetes; Hymenochaetales; Hymenochaetaceae
Exons: 1
Source: RefSeq, a predicted model, not a curated record